CUGGGCUGCUCUGCAAAGGAAGAGGACGGCCCUCUGUUUCUCCUCCUCCUUGCCUUGCAAGGCCUGCCCUGCCAAGGGAGGGAGAGCCAUGGCCCAGACGACCCCCGGGGCCCCCGAGGGAUGCCAGGGAUGCCAAGGAUGCCAGGGCUGCCAUCAGAGGGGCCUCCGGGCGGUGGAGCCAGUGCUGGCCUUGGCCACGCUGGCCCUGGGCUUGCAGGGCCCCCUUUGCACCCAGUUCCUCUGGGACAGGCUCGGAGGGGGGCCCUCCAGCAAUGGCACCAGUGGACCCCAGCCCAGCCCCUGCAGGGGGAACCAGAGCCAGCAGGGGACCCAGGAGCAGGAGCUGGAGACGCUGGUGGCCCACUGGAACCUCUACCUGAACCUGGCCGGCUUCUUGGUGGGCCUUUUUGCAGUCACUCUCUUUGGCCCCUGGAGUGACCACGUGGGCCGCCGCCCGGUCCUCAUCCUGCCGGCACUGGGCAUGGCCCUCCAGGCGGGCAUCUACCUGGCGGUGAUGUAUGCCCAGUUGCCCGUGGGCUACCUGCUGGCUGGCCGGAUCCUGAGCGGCCUCUCGGGCGACUACAACCUCAUCCUGGCCGCCUGCUUUGCCUACGCGGCUGACGUCAGCGAGGGUCCCUCUCGCACCUUCCGCGUGGCCCUCCUGGAGGCCUGCCUGGGCCUGGCGGGGAUGGGGGCCAGCGUCCUCGGGGGGCCGUGGCGACGUGCCCAGGGAUACGUGGCCCCUUUCUGGCUGGUCUUUGCCGCCAGCCUUGCCGCUGCUUUCUAUGCUGCUUUCGUGUUGCAGGAGUCAGUGGGCCAGAAACGGCAAGCAAAACUCUUCACCCUCCGCCACUACGCUUCCGUGGCCCGUCUGUACAUGGCACCCAGCCGGGGCUGGGCACGGAAGAAGCUGGCCCUCUACUCCCUGGCCUUUUUCCUCGUGGUCCUGGUGCACUUCGGGACGCGGGACAUCCUGGUGCUGUACGAACUGAGCAGCCCGCUCUGCUGGGACCCGGUCUUGAUCGGCUACGGAUCAGCCGCCCUUUACCUGAGCUACUUGAGCAGCUUGGCCGGGCUGCGGCUGCUCCAGCGGUGGACCCAGGACUCCUGGGUGGCCGAAGCUGGGCUCCUGUCCAAUGUUGCCGGGCUGGUGACCAUUGCCCUGGCUGCAACGACGCCCAUCAUGUUCACAGGUUACGGCCUCCUCUUCCUUUCCAUGAUGGUCACUCCCGUCCUCCGCUCAAAGCUGUCCAAAUUAGCAGACGAGACGGAGCAAGGCGCCCUCUUUGCGGCCGUGGCUUGCGUGGAAGGGCUGUGCUCCCUAGUGGCCACGGGGGUCUUCAGCUCCCUUUACCCGGCCUGCCUGCACUUCAUGAAAGGCUUUCCAUUCCUGUUUGGUGCGCUCCUCCUCCUCCUCCCAGCUGCCAUCAUUGGCUGGAUCCAAAUCCAGGACUCCAGACCUGACUACAGCCAUUUUAGCGAUGUCCCUGAUCCAUCGCUGGAGGACGGACGGAUCAAUUGAGCAGCCUCUGGGUCCUGGAUGGAACAGAUGGGUUUUUUUUCUGCAUUCACUUAAAACAGUUUGAGUCUGAUGUCCCUGGCAUCUUCCCUUGCCAGGACAGCCCAACGUGACCCAACAACACUUGGUUCCCCUUGAUUCCUCUACAGACGGGUGUAUAGAAUGAGGACUAGAGCCAUGCUUCUUGCAAGGAGGAAGGGAACCCCAUGAAAACGAGGGGAACAGAACCUAGUUGGCACAGGGGCACCCAUUUUGUAAAAGUGGCAGAGGAUGUAAUGAGGACUGGAGCCUUGCUCCUUGUAAGGAGGAAGGGAAGCCCGCGAAAGCGAGAAGGAUGGAGCCUAGCUGGCACAUGAGCAUCCAUUUUGUACCUGGGCACCCAUUUUGCAAAAGUGGGAGAGAAUGUAAUGAUCCUUCCUUCUUGCAAGAAGGGAGGGAGACCCACAAACUGAGCCUAGGUGGAUAGAGCCUAGUUGGCACAUGGGCAUCCGUUUUGUAAAAGUGGGAGAGAAUGUAAUGAGGAAUGGAGCCUUGCUUCUUGCAAGAAGGAAGGAAGACCCACAAACAGAGUCUAGUUGGCACAUGAGCAUCCAUUUUGUAAAAGUGGCAGAGGAUGUUUGGAAGAGACUGGCGGCCACAGAAGCAGAGACAGCGAACCCUUUCCGAGAUAAAGAGAGUGAAGUUUGCCUCUGGGGUGAAGGGGAGAAGUGCCAAGGAAGCGUGUCCUUCCCGUCAUGCCUAGUCAGUGCCCCUUGCCAAGAUGAGGUGCCCGCUAGUUGCCUUUACCUAGUUGCUAUUCUCCAUGGUUGCAAGGGGUCCAAAUCCUCCUCUAAAACAUCUCCUUCUCUGUGUGUGUGCGUGUUGCAUGGAGGGGAGGGGUGCUGUUUAAAUAUACCUGAAAGUGUGACAAUAAAACCAGGGUGGAUGUGUG
Molecule: messenger RNA, 2450 nt
Organism: Sceloporus undulatus (fence lizard)
Lineage: Eukaryota; Metazoa; Chordata; Lepidosauria; Squamata; Phrynosomatidae
Gene: SLC46A1
Product: solute carrier family 46 member 1
Exons: 5
Coding region: 89-1522 (477 amino acids)
Biological process (GO): transmembrane transport
Cellular component (GO): plasma membrane
Molecular function (GO): transmembrane transporter activity
Source: RefSeq, a predicted model, not a curated record